This is a messenger RNA of Ostrinia furnacalis (Asian corn borer), 314 nucleotides long. Its product is annotated as cytochrome c oxidase assembly factor 6 homolog. Lineage: Eukaryota; Metazoa; Arthropoda; Insecta; Lepidoptera; Crambidae. The transcript has a single exon. Gene Ontology annotation, biological process: respiratory chain complex IV assembly; mitochondrial ATP synthesis coupled electron transport. The record is from RefSeq and is a predicted model, not a curated record. Bases 17 to 265 code for a protein of 82 amino acids. Gene Ontology annotation, cellular component: mitochondrion.
GUAAUUAGUGAUUGCAAUGUCGUUCCCAAAUAAAGAGCAGAGAAAAAUGUGUUGGGACGCGAGGGAUCGCUACUGGGAGUGCCUAGAUAACGAGAACAUCAAAGACAGUUCUCUAAAGCCGAAAGUCUGCUCGGAGCUUAGGCGGAUAUUCGAGAACUCUUGCCCCACUCAGUGGGUCUCGCAUUUUGAUAGAAAACGAGACUACAAUGUGUUCAAAGAGAAAAUGCAGAAAGAAGGCUAUGAACCCAUAAAAGAGUCACAAUAAAUAAAUAAAUUAACACCUGCAGUGUUAUCUGACUUUAUUUAAUUUAAAU